CUCGAUGAGAUCUUCGCUCCUGCUACUCGCCACGGCCUCGCUCGGCGGGGCUGCGCGCAGCCGCCUCGCGCUCGCCGGUCGCUCCGCCGCGUACCGCAUCCGCGGCGGGGAGAGCGACGGCUCGCGGCCGUGGGGUGCGCCGCCCGGCGGAGCAGGCCCGCCGGGACAGGGCUUUCAAGGCUAUCCUCCGCCGCCGGGUGAGGCCAGCCCGUGGGGUGGGCAGCAUGCUCCGCAACAGCCUGCCGACUACCCGCCGCCACAGCAGCAGUACGGCUCCGCCCCGCCCGGAUACGGCCCUCCGUCGCAGCAGCCUCCGCCUUCGCAGCAUGGCGGCAGCAGCCCGCCGCCACAGCAGCAGCCGUACGGCGGAGGCGGCCCGCCGCAGCAGCAGUACGGCGCCGGACCGGACGCAGGCCCGUUUGGCAGCCCGUACGGCGGCGCCGGCGGGUAUGGCGGAGCCGCGGGGGGGUACGGUGGCGCGGGUGGCUACGGCUAUGGCGGCGCCCCGCCCUACGGGUACCCUCCCUACGGGGCGGGCUCCGGGGAGAAGGUGUCGGACCAGCUCAAGGGGUGGGGCAAGUCGAUUCUAAAGAGCGUCGGGCUUGACGAGGAGAGCCGCAAGCGGGCAAAGGAGGAGGCAGCGCGCAAGGAAGCGGAGGCGCGGCGCGCGCAGAUGCCCCUCUGGGCCGACCCUAGCUACGGCGGCGUGCAGCCGGGCAGCUACGGCGCGCCACCGGGCGGCGCGUACGGCGCUGGCGCGGGCUACGGCGGCGGGCCCUACGGCGGCGGCGGAGCGGGCGGCGCGCCAUUCGGGUCGCCACCGCAAGACUACGGCGCCGGCGCUGCUGGGCCUGGCGGCGUCGGGGCUCCCCCUGCCGGCGGGUCCCCGUUUGGAGGAGGCGACGCGUACGCGGGAGCGUAUGGUCAGCCGCCGCAGGCUGGCGCCGAGGUUGCGUCUCCGUGGGGCCAGCCGCCGCAGCAGCAGCAGCAGCAGCCACCGCUGCAGCAGCAGCAGCAGUCGCCGCCGUACGGGGCAGCGGCUCCGCCGCAGUACGGAGCGCCGCCGCCUCAGGGAGGCGCGUGGGGGGCGCCCCAGCCGGGCGCUCCUGCCGGUGCCCCUCCGCCGCAGCAUCAGCCGCACGGCGGUGGCGGCCCGCCGACCCCCACGUCCGAGCAGGGCCCGCCGUCGCCGUCCCACGAGGCGCCCGGGUACGGCGGCGGCUGGGGCGCGCCGGCGGGUGCGUCGGCGGCGGCUGGGGAGGCGAGCACCGCCGCGCCCGACACGGAGCGGAUGCAAUAGCGGAAAAGCCCGACAAGGACACAGGUGCCGCAGCAGCCGACGCCGCCUCGGACUCGCACUCGCCGCCACCGCCGCCGCGUCCUUCGUCGUGACGGGUCCUCGAGGUGGGCGGGUGGAGAGGGAAGCGUCGCGGGGGCGCACAGAAGAGGAACAGGGGCCGGGCUGGGGCUCCAGCCUCAAGCUCUACGCUGAGCUGGCAUGAAUCCCGGGGUGUUUGGGGGGGCGGGGAGGGGCUGACCGGUGCAGCCUGACGACUCUCGCCCGCAGAGUAGGGAACACCAAGGCGCGGCGUGUAUUCCGAGACUAGUACUGACACACGCGUAUGGAGUAUAUGGCCAUCUCGGCUGCGCGCCGCGCCGCAGCGUGCCGGAGUCGCCUGCGACGUGCGCGAGCUCGGUCGGAAACGGGAAAUUGGAAGGGUCUCGCUCUCGGUGUGCCUCGCGUUUUUUCAGUAAAAGAGGGUUCGCAUUC
Molecule: messenger RNA, 1771 nt
Organism: Emiliania huxleyi CCMP1516
Lineage: Eukaryota; Haptophyta; Isochrysidales; Noelaerhabdaceae
Exons: 4
Coding region: 5-1300 (431 amino acids)
Source: RefSeq, a predicted model, not a curated record